AUGACAUGCGACCUCGAACGACCAUGCGCCAGAUGUGUCAAACGCGACAUUGCCCACCUCUGCCAUGACGAACCACGAGAGCCUGCGAAAGGCAAGAAGCCAGACACCGACACUCCUCCUGCCGAGACCACCACCAACCAAGACGAGCGCCGAAACAGCAUGAGAAUGGAUCCUCCGAACAUCAAGCAACAGAACCAACCUCAACCUAAUCAACAACCCUUCUCCAUUGACGACUGGAACUUUGGCUCGACUAAGCAACUACACGACAUGCGCAACCUGCAUCCCAACUACACAUUCAACACUUCCGAAGUAACAGACGAGUACAACUUCCUCGGCGACUUUCUUAACAACAGUCUGCUUGACGAUGGCGCAACCUACAAUCUCGACGAUUCAAACCCCAUUUUCAACGACCCUCUGUUGGCAACUGGUUCCCUCUCCACCUACGCCAACAACAUGAACCUCUUCAGCGGCAUCCACCAAGCACAACCAAACGUACCACAACCACAUAAACAAGACCAUCAAGUUUCUGCCGCCAACCAAAUUUCCCGUCCAGCAUCAGUCAUGCCCGUCGACACAAAAGCUCGUGACAAAUUCUACAUGACAGCCGCCGAUCCAGCAGGCAACGAUACCCCAGAAGCCCGCAUGCUCAAACUGCUGCAAGCGAAAUACGACGCCGGCAUGUUGCGUCCCUUCAACUAUGUCCGUGGCUACUCACGCCUAAACACAUACAUGGAAUCCCACAUGCGGCCACCUUUGCGCCAAAAGAUACUCCGCCAACUAGAGAAAUUCAGACCAAAAUUUAGGGAAGCCAUGCAUAAUCUUACAGACAUCCAACUCAUUCGAGUCGAGAUGUGGUGGGAGAGCACAUUGAUGGAAUAUGAUCGUGUGUUUGCUAGUAUGGCUAUUCCUGCCUGUUGUUGGCGGCGCACGGGAGAAAUCUUCAGAGGCAACAAGGAAAUGGCCGAACUCAUCCAAGUACCCAUGGAAGAAUUGAGAGAUGUGUGUUUUUCCUUUUCUCCACCCUUAAUCCCUCUCAUUUUUCUCUCUUUCGCUGCUUUUGCCUCUUUGCUUGCAAACCCAAACUCCUCGUGUUAG
Messenger RNA from Aureobasidium musti, 1095 nucleotides. NCBI's taxonomy places the organism in Eukaryota, Fungi, Ascomycota, Dothideomycetes, Dothideales, Saccotheciaceae. The record is from the annotation of a GenBank genome assembly.